GUUUUUUUAAACCUAAACAAAGUUAAUACAUUAAGUUUUAGUAAAAUGCGCCGCAAAUUUAUAAUAAUACUUUUAGGAAUAAUAUGCGCUUCUACUCUUUCGUCCUUGUUCAGCGCUUUACCAGAACGACAGCCGAAUAAAUUGCUUUUGAACGUUGCAUCCGGAAUCGUUGGCGCAGGAAACUUUACGUACUGGCAUUUGGGAUACACUGGACCUCUGUCGAUAGAGUUGAGGUCGUUAUCCGGCGACGCUGAUCUUUAUGUCGCAUAUCACAUGAGACCUGGCUACGAAGUGUUCGAGAAUGAAUACAGCUCCACUACAUGCGGUCUCGAUGUUGUGUACAUCCCUGAUGACUAUCUCAGACCGAUAGGCGUCGGGAUAUUUGGUCACUGGGCCUACGAACAAUCCGAGUACAAGAUCCGCGUGUACCAGGACAAUACUCCGGUGAUCUACCCCAGGGUGAUGGCAGGGGAGGAGACCUCCUACAAACCCAACGAGUACCCAGAAGGCGACGCUAAACGCGAAAGGCGGGACAAUGAUCGGAAAACUGAAGAUGAAAACAAAUCUAGAUUCAUCAUUCCACUCCUGAAUAUACUGGAUACGCUAAUGGAUUUUGUGUUUUUGUAAACGCUUUUCAGUCCGAAGUGAUCUGCGGUGAUUUGUUGAUAGAUCAAUGCGUCUUGACGGGAAUAAACGAAGUACCUUGAGCGUUGCUUUAUCUAUUCAAAACUUGGCGGAGUCACAACGUGGUGAUGUUUUGUUUUUUUUAAGGUAUUUUAUGACCUGGUAACUAAGACCU
Molecule: messenger RNA, 799 nt
Organism: Bombyx mandarina (wild silkworm)
Lineage: Eukaryota; Metazoa; Arthropoda; Insecta; Lepidoptera; Bombycidae
Product: UPF0669 protein C6orf120 homolog
Source: RefSeq, a predicted model, not a curated record